This is a messenger RNA of Petromyzon marinus (sea lamprey), 1150 nucleotides long. RefSeq names its product EPM2A glucan phosphatase, laforin (gene EPM2A). The record is from RefSeq and is a predicted model, not a curated record. Gene Ontology annotation, molecular function: starch binding; protein tyrosine phosphatase activity. Gene Ontology annotation, cellular component: nucleus; cytoplasm. Lineage: Eukaryota; Metazoa; Chordata; Hyperoartia; Petromyzontiformes; Petromyzontidae. Gene Ontology annotation, biological process: protein dephosphorylation.
AGCAGGGGCAGCAGGGGCAGCAGCAGCUUCAGCGGCCAUGCGCUACCGCUUGGGCGUGGUGUGCACGGUCGGUCCGGGCUGCCGCCUCUGGGCGUGCGGCUCGCGGGCAGAGCUGGGCGCCUGGGACCCCCGCGGGGCCGCGCCCCUCGCCGCGGCGUCCACGCACGGCGACGCCUCGUCGCUGGAGCCAUCCUUCUUCUGGGGGGACGUGGAGAUGGACGAGGAGGAGGGGGAGGAGGAGGAGGAGAGGGAGGAGGGAGUGGAGAGGAAGACUCCGCUGGAGUUCUCCUACAAGUUCAUCAAGACGGAGGAGAGCGCCCCGGGGCGGGUCGUGUGGGAAGGCUGCGGACCAGCUCACAACCGCCAGAGUCUCGACGCGGAGGAGCUGGCGGAGGCGCUGGUGGACGGUGUCGUUUGCCUCCCCAUCGGCCACUGGAUCGAGGAGGGCGGCCACACGGACGAGUGGAGGCACACGACGGCCUUCUACCGGCACAUCGCCGAGCGGCACUCCAUGCACUACUCCAGAGUUCUACCGCGUCUGUGGCUGGGCUCGUGUCCGCGGGUGCCCGCCCACGUGAGCGUGACGCUGCGCUCCGCCCUCGGCGCCACGGCCCUCGUCAACCUCCAGACGGCCGGCGACGUGGAGGCCAACUGGGGAGCGUGCGCGCCCGAGGGGGCCGGCGACGUGGAGGCCAACUGGGGAGCGUGCGCGCCCGAGGGGGCCGGCGACGUGGAGGCCAACUGGGGAGCGUGCGCGCCCGAGGGGGCCGGCGACGGCGGCACGGCGGCUCCCCGCCACUUGCAGGAGCUGUGCCGCAGGGAGGGGAUCGCCUACGUCUGGCUCCCCACGGCGGACAUGAGCACCGAGGACCGCACCCAGGUGCUCCCGCAGGCGGCCUGGAUCCUCCACGGCCUGCUGGCCGGCGGCCACGUGGUCUACGUCCACUGCAACGCGGGCGUGGGCCGUGCCGCCGCGGCCGUCGCCGGCUACCUGUGCCACGUCCUGGGGUGGACCCCGCGCCGGGCCCACUACCACCUGGCGGCCCGGCGGCCCGCCGUGUACCUGGACAACGAGGCCCUGGCGAGGGCCGCGCCCGACUUCCGCCGCAAGUUCGGCGCGGCCCUCGCCCUGCGGGGGGAGGAGGCCGCC